Molecule: messenger RNA, 229 nt
Organism: Amoebophrya sp. A25
Lineage: Eukaryota; Dinophyceae; Syndiniales; Amoebophryaceae
Source: the annotation of a GenBank genome assembly
CCAAGUAUUAAGGUGCAGGAGAAGGUAGUAGAAGACACAGACAUAGAAGCUAGAAAAGGCGUCAUAACGCGAACUCUUGAGGAGCUAGCCGAUAGUGUCUUAGCCCAAUCUGCGCUGGUCACGGCCCGCAACGCCGGAUUUGUUUUCAUGCCCCCUGAACCUAGUCUCAAAUUGCCUACUCCAUUCGCUCAGUCGCAGUCCUCCUCUGACGAAGAAGCACAAGAAGCAC